Messenger RNA from Eriocheir sinensis (Chinese mitten crab), 6201 nucleotides. RefSeq names its product septin-1-like. Gene Ontology annotation, biological process: regulation of exocytosis; cytoskeleton-dependent cytokinesis. Gene Ontology annotation, cellular component: septin ring; synaptic vesicle; microtubule cytoskeleton. The record is from RefSeq and is a predicted model, not a curated record. The coding region runs from base 462 to 1718 and encodes 418 amino acids. Gene Ontology annotation, molecular function: GTP binding; GTPase activity; molecular adaptor activity. The transcript is spliced from 12 exons. NCBI's taxonomy places the organism in Eukaryota, Metazoa, Arthropoda, Malacostraca, Decapoda, Varunidae.
CCAUGCUAAUGAGUCACGUCGAUGUUACUGUUGUUUCAUUACAGGACAGGAUGCGGCAGGGGCCAGGAUGUGUGCUAUCUCCCAGUCUUGCUGUGGCCCGCACCUGUCACACCAACGCCCCGCCGCCGUCUCGCCUCCACAGCCGCCUCCCCGCGUCUGGGCACCCACACACCCAUCACUCGUGCCUCCGGGAAGCUGUCGGGUGGCCAGUAGUGGAGUGUACAGUCUUAUUGAGUGAACAGGCUUAUCGGUAAACGCGGGAGAGCCUUACCGCGAAGAGUCCAUCCUUUGAGCGGUUAUCUCACACGCAGGUGGUUCGUGGUUGAGCUUCCCACGAACACUGAAACUCGCGUCCGGAGCAGUUGGGUCCAAGCCGGCGAGAACAACAGGCGGGCGGCGGCGUUGUGUUCCUCGCUGGGAAAAUAAUCAACCGGGGCGCCGAGCUAACAAGAGUCGGGGCGAUGCUGGGGCUCUCAACAAGGGCAGAGGAGAUGUCCACUUCGUCCACCUCCCCGUACAUCAGCCCCAUCCCCAGCCCCAGGUCACCCAACAGCCCCGUCAGCCCCGGCCGCUGUGUCAAGGUCAAGAAAAACCCGUUCAGUAAUCCAGACAUGCCAGGCUAUGUUGGGUUUGCAAAUCUUCCCAACCAAAUCCACCGCAAAUCUGUUAAGAGAGGCUUUGAGUUUACUCUUAUGGUUGUAGGUGAAAGUGGGCUGGGGAAGUCUACCCUCAUCAACACCCUCUUCCUCACUGACCUUUACCCUGACAGAGUUGUUGCUUCGGCCCAAGAAAACAUUGAAAAAACUGUCAAGAUCGAUGUGUCAACGGUGGAGAUUGAGGAACGAGGGGUGAAGGUGCGGCUGACUGUGGUGGACACGCCUGGUUAUGGAGAUGCCAUUGAUAACACGGACUGCUUCCAGUCUAUCAUCCAGUACAUCAAUGACCAGUUUGAGCGUUACCUUCAAGAUGAGUCUGGUCUGAACCGCCGUCACAUCGUUGACAAUAGAGUUCACUGCUGUUUCUACUUCAUCAAUCCUGCUGGUCAUGGGUUGAAGCCUCUGGACAUACAGUUUAUGAAGCAACUCCACAACAAGGUAAACAUCGUGCCGGUACUGGCCAAGGCGGACACCCUCACCAAACAGGAGGUGGCCAAGCUCAAACGCAAGGUCUUGGAUGAAAUUGAAGAAAACGGGAUUCACAUCUAUCCUCUACCUGACUGUGACACGGACGAGGAAGAAGAUUACAAGGAGCAGGUGCGGCAGUUGAAGGAAGCUGUGCCAUUCGCAGUCGUCGGCUCAACAACAGUUUUAGACGUAGGUGGCAAGAAGGUGCGCGGUCGACAGUAUCCCUGGGGGGUCAUUGAAGUUGAAAAUCCAAGCCAUUGUGAUUUUAUUAAGCUGCGAUGCCUUCUUGGUACCCACAUGCAAGACCUUACCGAGGUGACCCAGGACGUUCACUAUGAGAAUUACCGAUCGGAGAGGCUGGCCAAGGGAGGGGGAGCUCCCAUCUCCACCAGCACCACCAACACAGUGGCAGCCAACAAUAAUGCACAACCAAAUGGAAAUGCUCUGUCAUCCAGUAAGCUCAUAAACUCGUCAUCAUCAAUUGGGCCAGAGAAGGAUCGCAUGGCCAUUGAACUGGAGGAGAAGGAAGCCCAGAUCAGAAAGAUGCAAGAAAUGAUGGCCAGAAUGCAGGCUCAGCUUCAAGACAAGAAGUAAGCCAUCGUCUUGUUAACAUAGACAAUUAAAAGUACAAUGAAGUACUUAGCAUAAUGCAUAGAUAUGAAGGAAAAUGACAAGUACUUAGUCUAAAACAUACAUUUAAGAACUAGUUCUCAGACCUCUUGUAUUUUUAGCAUCAAAAGAAAAAGUAGGACUUAGUCAAUUAAGCAGAAAAAGUGCUGUGUCAGUUGUGGAAUAAAGAUGGAAUGCUCAUAAGGAAUAAUGAUAAGGAAAUUAAAAUAGAUAGAAUAAAAAAUAAUUUAAUAUUGCAUUUACUCUUUCUGUACACUUCCAAAGUAUUAUUAAGAUAACGGUUAAACAUGAUGGCCACUUCUUAGAAAAAUUAUGUGUUAACUACGGAAAAAAGAAUGAUAUAUGCGUAUAAUUUCAGGGACAUUACAGAAAGUAUCAAUAUCUUAUAAUUUUUAUCAGUAAUAGUAACAGUAGUAGUAGUCUUGGUCACAGUCUUUUUGUAGUAGUUUUGUAUCAUGUCUUUCUCCUCCCUGCAUAUGAGUUGGUGUUCAAGUAAAAAGAUAUCACCAGUUUUCCUUUCUAUUUAUGUAAGUUUUUCACCAAAAAUUAUUGUAAGCAACAUGUUUAGGGUGUAUGUGAACCCCAAGAAGUAUGAAAUAAUGUUUGUGCUCAAAGUAAGAAUGGUUGGCCAGUGAAAUGUCUAUACCAUGAACUUACUGUUUGUUCAUAUACUGUCAUUGAGACCCAAACAUCGCCUAUACAGUAUAACAACAAAAUACCACUCUAUUAGGACCUUUUUUGUAUAUAUCCAAUGAAUAUAUGAAAAAUUUUGAAGGAUGUGGUCGCAGGCCUUCACCUUCCCACCUGUGUCAUCCACUUUCAAUGACUAGGCAGGAAAUUCAAAGAGGUUCAUGUGAAGUUGUUGUUUUGGGGUUCAUUUAUUUUCCUCUUUUGCCUCAUUCUUGGAUGUCAUAGGCAGAAAAAUAUAAUUGUAAAAAAAAAACGAAUACUAGUUGUCUGCUACUACUACUACUACUACUACUACUACUACUGCCACUACUUACUAAUUGCUGCUGCUAUUACUGCUAAUUUGAAUCCUACUGCUAUGGCUUGUGUGAUUUCUGCUGAUACUACUAAAACCACUACCAUUACUACUGUUACUGUCACUCAGCAUGUAAAACAUGGGAUAGGCUGGAGUCCUAUCUCUUUUUGCCAUGCCUUGAGCCAUCACAGCCUUUGCUAAAUCCUGUACCUAACCAGGCCUGUACGCUGGGUGCAAUUUCUUUAUCCUGUACUGACGGGCCUCGUCACUGGGUGAUGGAUUCUGCCAAAAUAUAUCGGUUGUCUCCAGCAUUUAGCACAUUCUACUCUAGCACUUAAAAUUGAGUGGCAUUUCCUUAUAAAUCCCUCUUUAAAAAUAUUCACUUCAGUGACCAGUACUUCAGACUUUACUAAAGAUGAAACACCUAAAAUUCACCCUGCCUCUAAUAAAUAAAUUAAAUAAAUAACUUCUCUUUUUCUUUAAUGCUCUUCCACCAAAGAUGAAUCAUUAAAUGCUAUAUUGGCACCUCAUCGAUAAUGAUUCAUGACUAUGAAGGUUAUUUUUCUUGAAUGGCAGUUUUCAACUUUUAAUAACUGAAUGAUAUGCAGCAACAUUAUAAAUAGUUUACAAAGUCUAUGAGAAAAGAAUUAGAUGUGUAAAAACACCAAACAUAUUUUUGGAAAGUGAGUGGUAGACAUGGAACAAGAGUCUUGUCAGGGACGUGGGAGUGAUGGGAGGAGGCUUGAGCACAGUUAUGGUGAAGGUGAGGUCACAGGCAUUAGAUGAUGGCAGGAUGGAGUUGUGACUUAUGAUACAAAGCUCUUGUGGGGAGGCAGGCAAGUUGAGCUUUGGGAGAAUAAUACAUCUUUAUUUUAUAUUCAAUUUGUUUUUGUUAAUAGCUAAAAGGUAUACAGGUUUUAGCAACUUUUGAUGAUACAUUUUUACUACUGUGCAGAAAAUAUCAAACUGUACCAUUGUAUAGGUAGUCUUGUCUUCACAUUCAAAUUUCUUUUUUGCAGUUCACAGCAUCCUUUUGUGAUAUUUGUGGAUGUGGGUGCAGGGGGAGUCAUAGGUUUUUAUUGAAUUAUUCCUUAUUUGCCAUGGGGAUCAGGAAUACUUCUCUUUUCUGCUUCUUUCCUGGAUGUCGCCCCUCCAGCAUGGAAAAUAUUGCCAUCAUUAAUCAGGAGUGUAUGUAGUGAGCUCUAAUCUGUGAGCAGCAGCAGGAGAUCUAAGAGGGGGCCAAAGAUUGUUUUGCAUCUUCAUCACUUUACCUUUGUGUUAUCUUUUGCUGUCUCAACAAUGGCAUCAGUUUGUAUUAGACUGUGGUUGAAAAUUCUCAUCAGCCAUCUGUUUUGUGUUUACUUAGGAAUUACUACACUUCCUUAAUUCACAGAUUUAAUUUAUUCCAAAACAGUGAAGAUGAAUUAUCAAGUAUUUUAGAAAUUCAUCAAUCCAAUCUCUUAAAGUUUGCAGAAAGUGCAUGUAGUAACAACAGCAUAUCUAUUUAAAAGUUUUCAAAUAAUGCUGAUACACACAUACACACACGUUACCAAGUAUUUUAUCAUUGUCCAAAACAUACAUGAUUCUUUACACUAAACUGUACAUAGUCUUCCACAUUUUGCACGUUAGAUUUGGUGGACUGCCCCUCAGCCAGACUGAAGCACAGGUCCCUCUGAAAACUUGUGAUUUGUAGUUGAUUACCACUGCCAGGACUGCCUACUAACUGCUCUCUUUUUCUUGCUUUUCUUUCUUGCAUGUGUUUGUUUUCAAGUCUUUCUUCAUCUUAAUCAUAGCAGAGAUUUACAUUUUGGAAAAUCAAAACUUCAAAUAUUAUCCCUUACAUGUAGAAACCAACACAUAUUUGGGAGGAGGGCGGAGGAAGUCAGAUCUUAUUUGUUACUGUAUUGAAAACUGAGGUUCUCCUGGUCAGUGAUAGAACAUUUUUUAUCAUUUUGAGUUUUAUUAAUUUGAAGAUAGGCAAGAAUUAGUAAUAUUAGCAUGAUAUUUUUGUUGUUGUCUGAAUAGAAAAAGACCUACUAAUUUUGUUAUUCAUCACUUAGACAGGUACUAAUGGAGGCAUUCAAAUAUUGUGUGAUGCAGGAGGAGGAGGUGGUGCUCGGCCUGAUGGUACAGUGUGUUACAUAGGGAUUAUUAUUAUCUCGUAAAUUAUUCAGCAGAUGGCUAAGAAAAUAUGAAUACCACAGCUUUUCUCAGGAACAGAAGUAACCGUGUAUUGAAAGUUACCCAUUGAAUCUAGGGGCCGGGUAGUGUUGGUUUGUUACGCGAUACUUUACGGGGUGGUUGAGGGAGUGGUGCAGAGUGUUAAGGGUGGAUGAAAGGGUGUAGAGUUUGAAGGAGAACAGGCAUUCCAUAACAUAUGAAUGGCCCCCAGCAUGUGUCAUCUCAUUUACCUCACAAGAUAUUCGAUGGUAUUUUAUCGUUCACUACGUCACACACAAGAUACACAUACAGUUUCGGCCGUAAUGUAUAAGAGUUUGUUCAUUUCAGCUCUUCUGUCUUCAUCUACCUUCCUCUAGAUUGUCAAAUAGAUCAGGUAACCUCGCACAGUUUGUAUGUAGGGCUGUAUCACGAGUCCAAUCUGAGAAGUUUUGGGUCCCUACAGAGUUUGGCGAAGGGGCCAUGUUACAAGUUGCAUGCAAGAAGUUCCGGGUCCCUACAGAGCACCGUUGGCAGACUGUCUUACACAGGCUCUUGUAUUUGCUGAUUUCCAAGCCCCAAAACAGUCUCCUCCACCCUGAUAACUAGAUUCAUUUAUAGUUAUCAUUGGAAUGGUUAGUUGUUGGUGUUUUUUUUGCAAUAGUCAUGAGUCAGAAACUGGUAAAUACGAUGUUCUGAGUUUGGGAUGAAUAACUCUGUAGGGAAUCGAAACUUCUCGGAUUCUACUUGUAAUACUGGAACACACACACACACACUCAUCGCUCUGUUGUGUAAUUGAAGAGUAUCUUGCCAUGCUAAAUCAGUAUGUGUAAGCUAAGUGUGCCUUAAAGAUAAGAAUAGUGUAGUGUUCGUUGAUAUUAAGGAAUUUACAUCCUGCUAAAAUAUUUUUGGGGAUAUUAAUUACUGAUUUGGUAGCUGUUCAGUGAAUGUUUUUGUAGAAGUAGUUUGUCUAUUAUAUUGUUUUUUAUUGUUAUUUAUUAUAUCCCAAAAUUAUUGUCUAGUCUUCUCCCCUCAGAGGCUUAUUAGGUAAUCUAGCCCAGAGAAUGUUUGAAGGUUUUGACUGUUUUCCUCUGCAUGGAUCAGUUUUUAUUAGGGAAACAAACAUUGCUUUGAUGAUGGAAUACAAUAUCAUUACAUUCCUUUUUCUUACCAUUUUAUAUUCUUAAUUUUAGUUACCAGUUCAGUGAAACUUUCCUGUACUUUUUAAUAUUUCUUGUUUUCAGUCUGUGCCAUUAAGAUUAAGCUUUCAGAAGAAAUCAUGAUGUAUGCAAUAAAGUCACUCUGCAU